AAGAAAAGACGGCACCUAAAUUGCAGGCUAGUGGCUGACUGCUGACCAUAUUCGGCCAUGGAUACCUCUGGCUCUCCUUCAUCGGUGCCCAUGACCUCAGAACCUGAGAAUGACUCCUUGGCUUGGCCCCUGAAUGCCACCCUGGGAAACGUGUCGGCAGGCCUGAGCCCAGCAGGGCUGGCCGUCAGUGGCAUUUUGAUCCCACUGGUCUACCUGGUGGUGUGUGUAGUGGGCCUGCUGGGCAACUCACUGGUCAUCUACGUGGUCCUGCGGCACACGGCCAGCCCGUCGGUCACCAAUGUCUACAUCCUCAACCUGGCGCUGGCUGAUGAGCUCUUCAUGCUGGGACUGCCCUUCCUGGCUGCCCAGAAUGCUCUGUCCUACUGGCCCUUUGGCUCCCUCAUGUGCCGCCUGGUUAUGGCUGUGGAUGGUAUCAACCAGUUCACAAGCAUCUUCUGUCUCACCGUCAUGAGCGUGGACCGCUACCUGGCCGUGGUGCACCCCACCCGCUCAGCUCGUUGGCGCACAGCGCCUGUGGCCCGCACAGUCAGUGCGGCCGUCUGGGUGGCCUCAGCUGUGGUGGUGCUGCCCGUGGUGGUCUUCUCGGGUGUACCCCGUGGCAUGAGCACCUGUCACAUGCAGUGGCCUGAGCCAGCAGCAGCCUGGAGAACUGGCUUCAUCAUCUACACAGCCGCACUGGGCUUCUUUGGGCCGCUGCUGGUCAUCUGCCUCUGCUACCUGCUCAUUGUGGUGAAGGUGCGCUCUGCGGGGCGGCGGGUGUGGGCACCCUCAUGCCAGCGGCGACGGCACUCUGAGCGCAGGGUCACACGCAUGGUGGUGGCCGUGGUGGCACUCUUCGUCCUCUGCUGGAUGCCCUUCUAUGUGCUCAACAUUGUCAACGUGGUGUGCCCGCUGCCCGAGGAGCCCGCCUUCUUCGGCCUCUACUUCCUCGUGGUGGCACUGCCUUAUGCCAAUAGCUGUGCCAACCCCAUCCUUUACGGCUUCCUCUCCUACCGCUUCAAGCAGGGCUUCCGCAGGAUCUUGCUACGGCCUUCCCGCCGCGUACGCAGCCAGGAGCCCACUGCGGGGCCUCCAGAGAAGACGGAGGAGGAGGAGGAGGAUGAGGAUGGGGAGGAGAGUGGGAUGCAAGGGAAGGGGAAGGAGAGGAAUAGCCGGGUCAGCCAGAUCACACAGCCUGGCACCAGUGGGCAGGAGCGGCCGCCCAGCAGAGCUACUGGCAAGGAGCGGCAGUUCCUGCCCCAGGAGCCCUCAGCUGGGGAGAAGCCCAGCAAGCUGCACAUUAGCUACCUGUAGGGGCAGGGGAGGGCCAGUGUGGCCCAAGGAAGAAGCAGAGGCCGUGGGUGUGGCUGGGGC
Otolemur garnettii (small-eared galago) is the source of this 1374-nucleotide messenger RNA. It is a transcript of the gene SSTR3, whose product is annotated as somatostatin receptor 3. NCBI's taxonomy places the organism in Eukaryota, Metazoa, Chordata, Mammalia, Primates, Galagidae. Gene Ontology annotation, cellular component: neuron projection; membrane. The transcript has 2 exons. The coding region runs from base 58 to 1314 and encodes 418 amino acids. Gene Ontology annotation, molecular function: neuropeptide binding; somatostatin receptor activity. Gene Ontology annotation, biological process: neuropeptide signaling pathway. The record is from RefSeq and is a predicted model, not a curated record.